Molecule: messenger RNA, 498 nt
Organism: Drosophila innubila
Lineage: Eukaryota; Metazoa; Arthropoda; Insecta; Diptera; Drosophilidae
Gene: CCAP
Product: cardioactive peptide
Exons: 3
Coding region: 1-486 (161 amino acids)
Source: RefSeq, a predicted model, not a curated record
AUGAAAACCACUCUGGAAAUUUCUCUAUGCCUGGCUGCAAUUUUCAUAUGUGUAUUUCUAACCCAUGCAUCAUUAGAGACCGAAAACAAUGAAGUGAAUCACAAACUGAGCGGCGUUAUUCAAUGGAAAUACGAGAAACGUCCUUUCUGCAAUGCAUUUACAGGCUGUGGUCGGAAGCGUACCUCGUAUCCGUCAUAUCCGCCCUAUUCGCUCAUUAAGCGCAACGAUAUCGAUGAGAAGCCGUAUAAUAAUGAGUACUUAAAUGAGGGAUUAAGCGAUCUAAUUGACAUCAAUGCAGAGCCCGCUGUUGAGAAUGUACAAAAGCAAAUAAUGUCACAGGCGAAGAUUUUUGAGGCCAUUAAGGAGGCCAGCAAGGAGAUCUUUAGGCAAAAGAACAAACAGAAAAUGUAUGAGAAUGAGCAACAACAACUGCAACUACAACAACAACAGCAGCAACAGCAACUGGAACAGCGUGAGAAUAAUUAAUCCGGCAUUAUA